GGUUUAAGAAAUCCAAUUUAUCCAAAAAAAAUUAAAAAAAGCCGACACGAAUCCAACUCUCCUCUCCGUACCUUUUUCUACUACUACUCCCGUGAUCGUCGUGUAUGGAUAUGUAUACGCCACGUAUACGUUCGUCCAUUGGCAUCCCCUCUCACCCUCUCUUUUUCGUCUCCAGAGGACAUGCUGGAUUCCUGCUACUGCGUUGGCGACUUCGACCUCCAUGACGACGACCAUCCCGUCCGCCAUAUAAUCCCCGCUCUGCUUGAGGACGAACUGCCCGAGUUGAUGUCGCAGAAAGGUUCUGUGACCAACCCGGUCCACGGUGAUCGGGUCCAGAAGAGGCCGCCACGUCCAGAGAUCGGAUCGGCGGCGGUGGAAGCGGCGGCAAGGGAGCUGUUCGUGGAGGAGGACGGGAUGACCGCUUGGCUCCACUACCAGAUCGGGGAUGACGACGGCGAUCUGUAUAGAGAGCUUCCGGCGGCCGGCGCCGGGGAUGGCGGCCAAGUUCCGGCCGAUCGAGGGCACGGUCUGGCGGUGGAGAAGCAGGGGGUAGUGGUGGAAUCGAGCGAGACGCUGGCGGACGGGCAGGCGGCGGUGAUGGGUCUGAGAAGAGGUCCGGCGAAGGCGCACGCGGGGGACGGCAGGAAGCGGAAGGCGAGGGAGGGCGACAACUCCGAGUUCCAGAGCGAGGAUGCUGAGUUUGAAUCUGGUGACAAAGGGAAAGACACACACAGAUCUGCAUCCAUGAGAAGGUCAGGUGCUGCAGAGGUCCACAAUCUUGCUGAGCGGAGGCGUCGGGAUAGAAUAAAUGAGAAGAUGAAGGCCUUGCAAGAACUCAUUCCCAGUCCCAGAUGCAACAAGUCUGACAAAGCUUCGAUGCUCGACGAAGCCAUUGAAUACUUGAAAUCACUCCAGUUACAGGUCCAGAUGAUGUCCGUGGGAUGCAACGCGGGGCCAGCGAUAUUUCCAGGUGUUCAGACGUACCUGCCGCAUUUGGGGAUCGGCAUGGGCAUGGGCAUGGGCAUGGGCAUGGGUUUGGGUACGGGCCCAGCAUUGACAAUGGGCCCACAGAUUGGCGCUGGGGGGCUGGGCCUUCCGGUGCUUCGUUAUGGAUCUUUCUUGCCUUGUGUUCCUCUUGCUGGGCCUGCUCCAGCUCAACUUGGCCCAAGGCCCUUGGUGCCGUCCUUUGGUUCGCCGAAUAUGGGCAUGGCCGUGGCUGAUCAAAGCAGAGCGCGGGCACCUUGGCAGCCAAAUCCAACAUCGAGCCCAGGCAGCAUGCACAGCACAAAUAUGGUUCAAAUCCCACAAAUUGGUGAUCCCUAUUGUCAUUUUAUUGGCACUCAUCGCCUUAAUGGAUCAUCUCAGAGUUGCGUAAUGGAUGAACCAGGAACCAGCAAAGGAAUUUAAUGCUGCUGAAAGUAACAAACUCGGUUGAAAAUGUUGAGCCAUAUGUUGACUUUCACCUGCACCGGAUCAACUAGCCCUGAAAAUGGAUCGUGUCGAAGCACACAACCUACUAGAGUUGCCUAGAGAUGCCUACUAAAUUUUGUCGAAUACGUGAGGAUAACACUACCCUUCUUGGUACAUAGAGUACAUGAGGAUAGCACUACCAUCCUAGAUAUAUCAAGUUCAUUUCUCAUUUUAUAUAUUUCCUGCUAUAUAUAUAAAUGUACUACAAAAUAUGUCUCAUACCUCCCUCCUGGGGGGCACGAGCAUGGUGUAAUUUCGGUGAUAAGAUUAGUUUAUCUUCAGUCAUCUUUCUAGCCUUUAGCUCCAACACAAAAAAAAACAAAUAUUAAAGAAUUUUUAAUU
Messenger RNA from Phoenix dactylifera (date palm), 1812 nucleotides. RefSeq lists its product as uncharacterized. The record is from RefSeq and is a predicted model, not a curated record. Gene Ontology annotation, molecular function: DNA-binding transcription factor activity; protein dimerization activity. Gene Ontology annotation, biological process: regulation of DNA-templated transcription. Lineage: Eukaryota; Viridiplantae; Streptophyta; Magnoliopsida; Arecales; Arecaceae.